Messenger RNA from Cheilinus undulatus (humphead wrasse), 1075 nucleotides. RefSeq lists its product as uncharacterized. Bases 161 to 682 code for a protein of 173 amino acids. NCBI's taxonomy places the organism in Eukaryota, Metazoa, Chordata, Actinopteri, Labriformes, Labridae. The record is from RefSeq and is a predicted model, not a curated record. The transcript is spliced from 6 exons.
GCCACUGGCUGGCGCAGAGAGCAGGCUUGUGGUGGGCUGUUUGUCUGCGUGAAGCUGGCAUGGCCUCCCGUUCCCCUGCAUCUGGUCCCCAUUAGCAGAGCCGAGAGUAUAAAGCGGAGAGCUGACAGGGGCUGGGAACACUCGAGUUCCUGCCUGGAUCAUGGGGUUUACUAUCUGGCUGUGCGUGCUGAGCCUGCAGGCGAGCCUGCUGUCACACGCCCUCGAAUGCUCAGGAUCAACACAAGGAGAGCCGUGUGUCAGCGGACAGACCGCAGACGGACAGUAUGAUGAUCAGAAGCAGCUAUCCUUAACUGAGGGACAGGUUUUGUUCAGACAUAAGAGACAGCUGGAGCGGAGGGGGCCCACCCACCUGAGCCACUCCAGCCAGCCCGGGGCCGUCUCUGUCAAAGGUUUCCCCAACACUCUUAUCCAGGCUGAUAGGUCCAGGCGACACUUGGCUCAAGCUGCCACAAAGAAAAAGAACAAACGUAAAUCCCGUGUUGGCUCCUACUCCCUUCUUAGCAACGACAAGAAAGCCAACCCUCUACAGGUGACUCGAGCAAAGAGACAGGUGAAGCUUGAUCCACCGAAGAAUAGAAACUCGGGUCGUUCUGGGGCUUUCUCUGUCCUGGGAAAUCCACAGGCUGACGGACAGAAUGACAGACCCAAAAGAAUCAUCUAGAUGAUGAUUGCUGGCAAACCGUGAGGAUGUGGACAAAUUAGUCUAAAGUUCUGAUAAAAACACGUUCACAGCUAAAGAGUGAAAAUCUGACAAAUAGCAUAAGAACUUCAAUGUUGAUCAAGUUUAAAGUUAAUGUCCAUCAAUGCUGUUUCAACUGCACACUAGCUUACUCUACAGAGCUAGUGGAUACUUAGGGAUUCUUUAUUGUACUAUUUUAAGUUUCUAAUAUAUUCCUGCAUGAUAUAAAAAUAAAAAAAAUCCCAUUUUAUUAUUUUAGUUUUCCAGUUUGUUGUAACCUAUUUAAUCACAGAUUCCUUAUGAAGAUUGGGAGUAUAUUUUUGCAGAAAUAUUUCUUGUGUUGUAUCAGAUUUCAAUAAAAGUUUAGUGGAAACA